This is a messenger RNA of Kalmanozyma brasiliensis GHG001, 414 nucleotides long. RefSeq names its product Cornichon. The coding region runs from base 1 to 414 and encodes 137 amino acids. Lineage: Eukaryota; Fungi; Basidiomycota; Ustilaginomycetes; Ustilaginales. Gene Ontology annotation, cellular component: endoplasmic reticulum membrane; COPII-coated ER to Golgi transport vesicle. The record is from RefSeq and is a predicted model, not a curated record. Gene Ontology annotation, biological process: endoplasmic reticulum to Golgi vesicle-mediated transport. The transcript has 4 exons.
AUGUCGGGAGAAGGCUGGUUGUUCCUUUUCUCGGUCCUGCUUUCGGCGGUCCUCCUCUUCACCAUGGUUUUCUUCAUCAUUAUGUUCUCCGACCUCGAAUGCGACUACAUCAACCCGAUCGACCUCUGCAACAAGCUCAACCAGUUCAUCCUCCCCGAAAUGGCAGCACACGCCGUCCUGACCGUGUUCUUCUUGCUCAGCGGGCAAUGGGUGGCUUUCCUACUAAACGCACCCUUGGUCGCCUUCAACGUCAACAAAGUCAUGAACAAGAAUCACACGCUGGACGCGACAGAAAUCUUCCGAACGUUGUCGGCGCACAAGAAGCAGUGCUUCAUCAAGCUCGGAUUCUACCUUGUCAGCUUCUUCUACUACCUGUACAGGAUGAUUCUGGCUCUUAUCGCCGACACCGAGUAA